Dichotomopilus funicola is the source of this 849-nucleotide messenger RNA. RefSeq lists its product as uncharacterized. The coding region runs from base 1 to 849 and encodes 282 amino acids. The record is from RefSeq and is a predicted model, not a curated record. The transcript has a single exon. NCBI's taxonomy places the organism in Eukaryota, Fungi, Ascomycota, Sordariomycetes, Sordariales, Chaetomiaceae.
AUGGUUUCGAAGCUGAAAGUCCUGGCCUCCUCGGCUGCCUCCCAUGGCAAACUGGAGACCAUGGAGCGGGAAGCUGUGGACAUCUUCCGCAAAGCCGUUGAGCUCGACGAGAUCUUCCGACUUUCCCGAUCGGACUACCAGAUUUUUAUCACGCGUCUUUCCCCGCCACAAGCCAAACCGCCUGAUUUGGGUUUCGACUUUGACACCCGAACUAUGGAAAUCAUCCGAGACUUUUCAACAAUGUCCCCACCGGAAAAGACCACGAAAGUCGACCUCGCCAUUUCACCCGGGAUACUGAAGGCCGGCAACACAGACGGGACCAAUUACGGAACCGAGAGUAUUCUAGCCAAGUUACGAGCCCUCUGCAACCUAAAAGAACUGUUGCAGAUGUUCGCACCCGACCCCAACCCUAACCAAGAAGGAGAGACACGCAACAACCAAGUGAUGUUGUCGUCCCCCAAAACGUUGCAGCCCCAGAUCGAAACCGAACGCACCUCUUCGUCUGCAGCUAUCCCCAUGCCCACCGCAGACGUCUUCAAAAAGAAGGAAUCCCCCAAAAGGCUGCAGCCCCAUGUCAAAACCGAAUCCACCUUUUCUUCUUCUGCACCAAUUCCCAACUUUUCUUCUUCUUCAUGUGACCCCAUGCCCAUCUCGGACGUCUUCAUCAAGAAGGAACCGGCCGGGGAGACAGACGACGAAGUCAGCAUGCUGGUGGAGCCUGCUCCCGAGAAGGCCGUGGAGCAGCAACAACAGGACCAAAAUCGGGGCUUGUAUCCCCGCUUGCCGCAGUUCAUGUGGGGGGGGCAGGUCUUAAGUAAGGCAGCAGGACGCGCGGGGGUGGAUAUGUAG